Molecule: messenger RNA, 1387 nt
Organism: Charadrius vociferus (killdeer)
Lineage: Eukaryota; Metazoa; Chordata; Aves; Charadriiformes; Charadriidae
Gene: PID1
Product: phosphotyrosine interaction domain containing 1
Exons: 3
Biological process (GO): regulation of mitochondrial membrane potential; regulation of cell population proliferation; negative regulation of D-glucose import across plasma membrane
Cellular component (GO): cytoplasm
Source: RefSeq, a predicted model, not a curated record
AUGAAAUAUAAUUGCUUUUCUUUCUCUGUUUAGCACUUUCAGACCAUGUUAAAGACUAAGUUGAAUGUCCUAACUCUUCGGAAAGAGCCUCUCCCGACAGUGAUCUUCCACGAACCAGAAGCUAUUGAGCUGUGCACCACAACUCCCCUCAUGAAGACCCGGACUCACACUGGAUGCAAGGUUACAUAUUUGGGUAAGGUUUCCACAACAGGGAUGCAAUUUUUGUCAGGCUGCACAGAGAAACCAGUCAUUGAAUUAUGGAAGAAGCACACACUCGCCAGGGAGGAUAUUUACCCAGCUAAUGCUCUUCUGGAAAUUCGCCCUUUCCAAGUCUGGCUGCAUCAUCUGGACCUCAAAGGCGAGGCGACAGUCCACAUGGAUACCUUUCAGGUAGCACGUAUAGCCUACUGCACUGCUGACCACAACGUCAGCCCAAACAUCUUUGCUUGGGUCUAUCGGGAGAUCAACGAUGACUUGUCCUACCAGAUGGACUGCCAUGCUGUAGAGUGUGAGAGCAAGCUAGAGGCCAAGAAGCUGGCCCAUGCCAUGAUGGAGGCCUUUAAGAAGACUUUUCACAGCAUGAAAAGCGAUGGCCGGAUCCACAGGAACAGCUCGUCAGAGGAGGUGUCUCAUGAAUUUGAAUCUGAUGAUGGCUGACUGAACUCAUUCACAGUUCAGCAAAGGCAGAAAUGGCCUAGGGAAUGAGAGCUGAUAGAUGAAUAAGCAACAAUUGAAAUUGGGGAAUGAACGGACUGCCAAACACUUGUCUGACCAGCUUUUUAAAUCAAAAGAGCAAUUCAGUACCUACAGAUAUGCAUUAUUAAAGUAAUUAUGUUACAUUGAAAUCUGCUGCUGUUGUAAAAGUGAGAAAAAAGCUCCCCGCCCCAUAUGUCCCACCCACCCAUCACUGCCCCUUUCUCAUCUCUGUAGUUCAGGUGCGUACCAUGAAGUAGAGUCAUUCCUGUUUGCCUUAUAAGACUGGUCAGGCAAUUUUAUCAGUUGCUCCUCUGGCGUUCCUAGCUGGGGGCUGAUGCUGAUGCACAAGACCAAGUAGACCUGGAAAGCCCUAAUGGUUCCCGAAGAAACAUUUUCCAUGAUGCAUCACAAAAAUCCUUUGACCAUACGUAGGCUAAGACAGCCAUACAUAGCCUUUUAGACUAAUGGCCUGGCAUUCUGCAGUUAAUUCACAUUUCACAGAUUAAAAAAUGAAAGAAGAUGCUUGUAUGUACACAUUAUAUCAUAUGCUAUCCUUUAUUUUAUUCAUUGUACCUAUUUUCUUAAUAUACCUGCUGCCACGUCUUUCACCCAACACCAAUAGUUGCAGUUUCAGACUAUAUAUUGCAGGAUACCAAAAAGGGGCGGGCAAAAAUACUCCGCGAUGACUGGG